Choloepus didactylus (southern two-toed sloth) is the source of this 1370-nucleotide messenger RNA. RefSeq names its product 5-hydroxytryptamine receptor 3C-like. The record is from RefSeq and is a predicted model, not a curated record. The coding region runs from base 21 to 1370 and encodes 449 amino acids. Gene Ontology annotation, biological process: chemical synaptic transmission; nervous system process; signal transduction. The transcript is spliced from 9 exons. Gene Ontology annotation, molecular function: transmembrane signaling receptor activity; neurotransmitter receptor activity; extracellular ligand-gated monoatomic ion channel activity. Lineage: Eukaryota; Metazoa; Chordata; Mammalia; Pilosa; Megalonychidae. Gene Ontology annotation, cellular component: neuron projection; membrane; synapse.
UGGAAGAGAGGUGGCCUCUUAUGGGGUCAUUCCCCCUCUGCCUCACUGUCAGCCUUUUGCUUCAAGGAAGAGGUGACACAUUCACCAUCAAUUGCUCAGGGUUAGGCCAGCAUGGGGUGGACCCUGAUGCCUUCCACGGAGUAUUUGACAGAAAGAUCUUCCAUCCAUUCAUCAACUACAGCAUCCCCACUCAUGUCAACCUCUCCUUCACCCUGUCUGCCAUCCUGGAAGUGGAUGCACAGCUCCAGCUGCUGACAUCAUUCCUGUGGAUGAAUUUGGUAUGGGAUCAUCCACUCAUCCACUGGAACCCAGAAGAGUGUAUUGGCCUCAAUAAACUCACACUAUCAGCAGAAAACCUGUGGAUCCCAGACAUCUUCAUUGUGGAAUCCAUGGAAAAGCAUCAGACACCUCCAGGUCUCAUGGCUUACGUCAGCAGUGAAGGUCGAAUAACGUAUAAAAAGCCAAUGCGGGUGACCAGCAUCUGUAACCUGGACAUCUUCUACUUCCCUUUCAACCAACAGAACUGUACUUUCACUUUCAGUUCUUUUCUGUACACAGUGGAUAACAUGCUACUGGGCAUGAACAAGGAAGUAUGGGAGAUAACAGACACAUCUUGUAACCUCAUUCAGACCCACAGAGAGUGGGAGCUCCUUGGCAUCAACAAGGCCACCCCAAAGAUGUCGAUGGGCAGCAACCUCUAUGACCAGAUCACAUUCUAUGUGGCCAUCAGGCGCAGGCCCAGCCGCUACGUGAUAAACCUUCUGGUACCCAGUGGCUUUCUGGUUGCCAUUGACACCCUCAGCUUCUACCUGCCAGCGGAAAGCGAGAAUCGUGCCCCAUUCAAGAUAACCCUUCUCCUGGGCUACAAUGUCUUCCUGCUCAUGAUGAAUGACUUACUCCCUGCCAAUGGCACCCCCCUCAUCAGUAUCUACUUUGCCCUGUGCCUGUCCCUGAUGGUGGUCAGCCUGCUAGAGACCAUCUUCAUCACCUACCUGCUGCACCUGGCCACCACCCAGCCCCCACCCAUGCUUCAGUGGCUCCACUCCCUGCUGCUACACUGCACCCGACCCUGGAAAUGUUGUCCCACUGCACCUCAGAAGGGAAACAAAGGCCUGGGUCUCGCCCCCUCCCACCUGCCUGGCCCGAAGGAGCCCGCGGAGUUGGUGGGGAAGGUGCCAGGUCCCAGAGAGGCAGAGGUAAGCGGGCACCCUGAGUCAACAUGGGCCCAGCUGGAGCAUGAGUUCCAGAAGCAGCACUCAGUUGACCUGUGGGUGCAGUUCAGCCACAUGAUGGACACGCUGCUCUUCCGCCUCUACCUGCUCUUCCUGGCGUCCUCCAUUGUGACAGUCAUCAUCCUCUGGAACACCUAG